CUGGCUCCUCUCUCGGCUGUGAGUUGGCUGCUCUCGUUCUGCUCUCCAUUUGCCGGUAUGCCGCAGAGAAAGAGGAGUUUUACUUUCGGAGCCUAUGGAGGAGUGGACAAGACCUUCUCCAAGGCCAGAGGCAUAUGGAAACAAGAUGGGAAUGACCCUAGAAUUACUGCUCCGCUAGAGCCCCAGCUGUUCCAGCCUACGGUCACACACACCGCCUCUCCAUUCCACAAGACCACAGAUUUAUUUGAAAUGAUUGAAAAGAUGCAGGGCAGCAGGAUGGAUGAGCAGAGAUGCACCUUUCCUCCUCCUCUCAAGACCGAGGAAGACUACAUUCCAUACCCAAGUGUCCAUGAGGUGCUGGGGAGAAAAAGCCCCUUUCCCCUCAUCCUGCUGCCGCAGUUUGGGGGUUACUGGAUUGAGGGGACCUACCACGAGCUUAGCGACACAUGGGUCAGCGAGCAGCUUCAGCCUCCGUCUCCCAACACUCGCACCAAGCUGGAAUGUAACACAACGGCCACGAUAUACCGUAAACACUUCCUGGGAAAGGAACACUUUAAUUACUAUUCAGUGGACGGGGCCCUCGGACAUCUGGUGUUCUCCCUAAAAUACGACGUGAUUGGCGAGCAGGAACACCUUCGUCUAAUGCUCAGGACCAAGCUGAAAACCUAUCAUGAUGUGAUUCCCAUUUCCUGUCUGACUGAGUUCCCCAACGUGGUCCAGAUGGCCAAGCUUGUCUGUGAAGAAGUCAACGUGGAUCGUUUCUUCCCCGUCCUUUAUCCAAAAGCUUCAAGACUUAUCGUCACCUUUGACGAACACGUGAUAAGCAACAACUUCAAGUUUGGGGUCAUCUAUCAAAAGUUUGGACAGACUUCAGAGGAGGAGCUGUUUGGUAACAGCGAAGAGAGUCCUGCCUUUGUAGAAUUCUUAGAGUUUCUCGGUGAGAAAAUCGAGCUUCACAACUUUAAAGGUUUCCGUGGAGGUUUGGAUGUGACUCAUGGGCAGACUGGCGCAGAAUCGGUCUACUGCAACUACCGCAACAAAGAGGUCAUGUUCCACGUGUCCACAAAGCUGCCUUACACAGAGGGGGACACCCAGCAGUUGCAGAGAAAAAGACACAUAGGAAAUGACAUUGUAGCUAUUGUAUUCCAAGAAAGAAAUACUCCCUUUGUGCCAGACAUGAUUGCAUCGAACUUUCUUCACGCUUACAUCGUGGUCCAAGUGGUCAACCCCGGCUCUGACAAUGUGUCUGUGACUGCAAGGGAUGAUGUUCCGUUCUUCGGCCCGGCCCUUCCAAACCCAGCCGUCUUUAAAAAAGGCCCUGAAUUCCAUGAAUUCCUUUUUACGAAGCUAAUCAAUGCGGAGUACGCUUGCUAUAAAGCUGAGAAAUUUGCCAAAUUGGAGGAACGAACAAGGUCGGCUUUGCUAGAGACCCUGUAUGAGGAGCUCCACGUGAACAGCCAGGCCAUAAUGGGUGUCGGAGGAGAGGACGACAAACUGGAAAAUGGAAACGCAGGAGGGGGAGGCUUCUUUGAGUCCUUCAAGCGGGCCAUCCGCAGUAGGAGCCACUCUAUGGAUGCCGCCGGUCUAGGUUUCAAGAAGCCACACACAUUCGCCAAUAGCCUGAGCAGCACCUUUAACCACAGCCCAGCAGAGAGCCCCAAAUUCCCAGGGAUAUCUCUGAUAAUCCCAGGGAAAAGCCCGACCAGGAAGAAGUCUGGACCUUUCAGCUCCAGGAGAAGCAGCGCCAUUGGCAUUGAAAAUAUUCAAGAAGUCCAAGAAAAGAGCACCAGUAGAGACACCUCCCCGAAUACUCAGAAAACACCUGACAGUGGCCAUGCAUCCCAAGACCCCAAAUCUGACAACUCGGAUCAGAGCUCUCCCGAGGUGCUCACGACCACAAAGAACAGUUCUUAUCUUUGCGGCAGGACCCCGUCCAUCCCCGAGGGUCACGAUCUGUCCCGCUCCUCCUCCAACGCCAGCAGCUUUGCCAGUGUGGUGGAGGAGAACGAGACCACGGAGGACUACGACACAGGCAUGGAGAGCAUGUCGUCGGCCGGGACGCCUCAUAAGCGAGACUCCCUGGCAUACAGCACUUGGCUGGAGGACAGCAUCAGCUGCACCAGCACAAACAGUCGUGGAAGCUCUCCAGGGCCAGUCUUCGAACUGUUAGCUCCACCCACCCGACUGUACACUAGAUCUCCGUCUUCAGCAAUCCCAUAAAUCACACUCCCGCUGGGAGAUGCAGGCAUUUGCCAUGAGCGGUGAUGAGAAGAAGGAUGAUGAAGAUGAGAAAGAGGAGAAAGGGGCAGGUGAUGCUGGGCCAGACGUCUGCUCAGGGAGGUCGAAGCUCUUCUGACACCCGGAGGACACUUGAGAGGGUGACUCACAAAGAGAGGCCGGCUUUUGCACAACUACGUUUCCUUCCACCAUUUUCUUUGCCUGUUCACACAUCUGUUGCCUAGCUGUACAUUUUUUUUCUACCUGACCUCUGUUUCUAACGUGCACGUUCGAUCCACAGAUGUAAUUGUUUCAUUUUGAAAGGAUAUAAGUUUGGUUCAUUUGUAUAACCGAAGCCCACACGUAUACCAAAAAUUAAGAAUCAAAGACAUGAUAUAAGAAAAUAUAGAGUUAAAUGUGGUCAUUUAGUGGGUUGAAAUCCAACAAAGGACAGUAUUGCUGCGGCAAACACAAUCGCACACUUCCUUCUUCUUUCCGGGCUGGAAGUAGUUUAAUUUAAAACCAUAAGCCACAAUUAAAGGUGCAUUGUAUUGUGAAUAAGCUGAAAUGGCCUUAAGAGUUUAAAGAAUUCUUUUUUUUCUUUGCCUUCGAGUUAUUUUACCUCAUGUUUGUCACUCAUGUGUUCUGCAGCAGAAAAAAAGGGACAGCAGUAUUAAAGUGUAAACAGCUCCGUUUGGAAUCAUUAGAGGCGCAGACAUAUCCUAAAAAUGGUCACGCUUCAUCACAGUCUGUAUAGUCUAUGGAUAGCUAACACAAGGAUGUUUCCAUUACUCAGUGACUUAACUGCUUUGUGUGACAUGUCCUCUGAGUCUCUCUUUUCUUUUUAGUUUGAUUGUAGUUUUAUUUAUUGAUUUGUUUUCUCUAAAGUGGCAUUUACAACAGAUAGCUGUGAUAGUGUAGCUCUACAUUCAGCAUUUGUCAUUUUGCUUGUGUUGUAUGUGUUGCUUUGGCAAAAAUAAUGACAUCUGUAAAGCUUUGUCUGUUUCAGGGGUCAAAUCUCGUUCAGUGCAAUGUAAUUAUAAAACGGUGAAUAUUUAUUUGCUUUUGAAGUGACUAAGUUUCUACAACUACUGCUACUGAUUUUGUAAAUAAUUCAUUAGUUGGAGGACGUGGUGUAAAAUGAAGGCGCCAUUGAUUUUAAAUAAGACUGAGAAAGAUCUUGGAAUUACUGCCAAUUUAACAGUUUACUCUUGUUUUCAUAAUUUUUUAGAAUUGAUUUCAAAGCUAUUCAGUUUUUUUCUGUGAAAGGGAAAAUCUCAAUGUACACUCGGCUGAUAAUUUCAGUUGCCUUAUGUCACAUUUGUAAUGGCGUAAGUAAAGCUAGUCAAAGAAAUGGUGAAAAAGCAGCAGGGUUUACAAUGAAAUGAAUGUUUUGCUCUUGCUUGUUUUUACUGUAAAUAAAUUCCCUGAG
Menidia menidia (Atlantic silverside) is the source of this 3649-nucleotide messenger RNA. Lineage: Eukaryota; Metazoa; Chordata; Actinopteri; Atheriniformes; Atherinopsidae. The record is from the annotation of a GenBank genome assembly.